Messenger RNA from Paramecium primaurelia, 831 nucleotides. Lineage: Eukaryota; Ciliophora; Oligohymenophorea; Peniculida; Parameciidae. The record is from the annotation of a GenBank genome assembly.
AUGGGUAAUUGCUGUGAUGUUAAUAAGAAACAUAAUUCUCCUAAAAUUAAUAUAAGUGUACCUUAAGUUAUCGAAACUCAAUCAGAAUCAGUUAUUAAAGAAUAAUCUAUGAAAUUUAAAGAAGAAGGCAAUCAAUAUAUGCAGUAAAAGUUAUUUAAAGAGGCCAUCAUUGCAUAUACAUAGGCAAUUGUACUAUAUUUGAUAAAAGAUAGAAUUUAUAUAACAAAGAAUCUAUAUAUUAUUCAAAUCGUGCAGUUGCCUAUCGAACUCUCUCAGAUUAUACUAAUGUAAAGAAAGAUGCAAUGCAAGCUUUAUAAUUGGAUAAUAAAAAUGUUAGAGCUUAUUUUGUAUUGGGAACAGUUUAUUUAAUUUUGGGUUAAUAAGAUAAAUGUUUGAUUUAAGCAACAGAUGGUGUUAAUUUUUUGAUAUAAGGUAUAGAAAUAAUAGAUUUAAUUAAGCUUAAAAGCAUAUUUAGUUAAAACCAUAAUUGUAGGAAUGUGUUGAUUACAAUUAUUCAUAAGGACUUAUUUUAAAAUCUAAAUUGGAAUAAUCAGAAAAUUAUAAAGGCAUUAUAUUUUAUAUAUAUUUUUAGAAUUCUUAAAAUUAAAGGAGAAAUUAAAUAAAUUCUAUGGCCAUUAAAUUAAUUUAAGUAAAUUAUCAUAUCCAGGAACCAAAGAAAAUUAUGUUUCUCCUUCUGUAGAAUGUUACACAUGUAUUAUAACCUAAGAUUUGAUGCAUGAACCUACUUUAAUUAGUAGUGGACAUACUUAUGAGAGAUGUUCUAUAAUUGAAUGUAUAAGAGUAAAUGGACCUUAUGAUCCAAAGACAAGA